This is a messenger RNA of Bombus pyrosoma, 4270 nucleotides long. It is a transcript of the gene milt, whose product is annotated as trafficking kinesin-binding protein milt. Lineage: Eukaryota; Metazoa; Arthropoda; Insecta; Hymenoptera; Apidae. Bases 343 to 3825 code for a protein of 1160 amino acids. The record is from RefSeq and is a predicted model, not a curated record. The transcript has 11 exons.
GCUCGUCCUCCACGUUGGAAGCACGUUGUGCGCGUCUGUUUUCCGUCGAUAUUGUAUCUAAAAGAACAACUCGUCUAAUCUUUUGGCAAGCUGACGUACUCCUUUCAGUUAGUGUUUAUCAAAGAAAAGUGGUCCAGUGCAGUGAACUAAAUCUUGAGAUGUGGCAAUUAUAAGUGAAGUGUUGCUAUGUGUAGAGCGCAGAAUUAAAUAAAUGAACGCACGAGGCGAAGCUGUGUCGACGAGGAAGAGACAAAUGGAAAGAUAGUGUUGGGAUAACGUGAUCUCAUGAACAGCGGUACGUAAAUUUCGAUCUUCUUAAGAUCGAAAAUCCGAUUAUGGGACAUGAGCAACGAGCACGAUCCGCGAGUGUCUGGGAAAUUCGAGCGUAAGUCAGACGGUGCUUCAUGUGCAGAAGCAAGCUAUCAAGGUCAAAGGAAGGUAGGCCAUUCUUCGAGAACGAUUGACACAGUUCAAAAUGUGUUGGAUCGAGAGCCGGUUGAAAAUUUGUCGGAAGUUGGCGUGCGAGGAAGAAUCGGUGAACCAGCAAAGUAUUCCCAGAGCGCGGCGGAGACGGAUUCCCAGAAAGACUCGUCUUGGCAGACAAUUCAAGUUUCUCACGAUGGUUUUCUUCCAAGGAGCAGCGAAAGUUGCUCGGAAUGUAUCGGCGGCGAAGCAGGAAAUCUUGCGUGGAAAACAAAGGGAAACGUCGCGGAACAUGGUGAUUUACAGGCCGUUUGGAAUUUGAAAGCGGCCUCGUCGAAAAGCAGCGAGGACAGGCAGCUGUUAUUGGGGAUAAACGAAAAUCUACCGGCAGAUUUGAAAGAAAAAUACUUCUGGCGACCGGAACCAAGCAAUUCGCAGAAAAUGACUGAAUAUUUCUUCGCGGACUCGAAGGAACGUUCUCGGACUAACAACCGAGCGACUUCCAUAGGGACAGACGACUCGCAAAGUCGCUGCAAGUCGAGAAAUCGUGAGAAUCAUCAGUGGAAAUUGCAAGCCAGUUCUCCUUUAGCCCGAACUCCCACGUUCGCGAAUUUGGCAUUGGACGUGUCUUACGCAGGGUUGGACAUCUCUGGUUUCCUGGAUACCGAAUCUUCCAGGAGGCUCGAAACUGAUCCGCCCGAGUUCUGGGAAGACUUCAGCGUGGUCGAGUGUCUGGAGAACAAAUCGUCGUCGUACGACGAAAGUACGCCGGAAGAACGAGUGGAGGCGCUGAAAGAGGUUUUGGCGGAAACCGAUAUACACGAAGGCGAUGGAAUCGUGUCAGACUUUCUGUUUCACGUUGCCAGAACAAAAUAUGGCAAGAUAUAUAUCAGAGUUAUCAGAACAUUGCUCCUUAAUCGAGUUUUAUGUAGCAACCGGGUGAGCCAAAUGACCAAGACCUAUAAUGACAUAGAAGCAGUUACAAGGCUUCUGGAGGAGAAAGAAAAGGACUUGGAACUAACCGCACGUAUCGGUAAAGAACUUCUAUCGCACAAUCAAAAACUCGAAGCCACAGUUACCAGUUUAGAGACCGAUUUAAAGGAAGCCAAUGAAAAUAUUACCCAACUUACACACGAACUCGCAAAAAAGACAGAAUUAAUCCAAAUAUUAACAAAUGAUGUCGAAGAAUCAAGUUCCGAAGCCGGUUCGCCCACCGGACUUCGCAGUAUCAACCUUGACAUGAUGCAGAAAAAGAUCAGCUGCCUCGAGGAUGAAAAUAAGCAAUUAAGAACUGAAUUCGCGAAAUUGAUGCACGAUGCCGACAAUUCGGAGGAACAAGAAGCAAAACUUGUCAAAGAUAUUGCCGCUCAACUCGCAACUGCAAAUAUGGAGGUAGAUGGAAUUUCGGAUGAGCUUGAUAAACAGAAGGAAGAAAAUCGAUUGCAACACGAACAAAUUGUCAAUUUGACAGCAAAACUAGCUAAAACAGAACUGAGAUUGGCGCAGUUGAUGGCUGAGCAUGAUGAAAUGAGCGCUACUUUGCACAUCACCAAGGAUAAUCAAAACACUCUAGCGAACGAGUUGGCUGAAUUCAAAGAACGAUAUGCUGAGGUGAUAAAUUUAUUGACGGAAACUCAAGAACAACUGCGAAAACAAAGACACAAAGGUAUGCCAACUGUUAGGGGAGGCUCUUUGUUUCCUUCGAUGGGCGCUGUUCCACAAGCAGACUCCAUAGCUUCAGAAUUGGAAUCAUCGCUUUAUUCUGAAUUCAGUUUGGAUUCUGGCAUCAUUGCAGAUAGGAUACCAACAUAUAAGAAAGUUUUUGAAACAGUGAGGAGCGCAUCAAGAAAUACAUCUUAUCCAGCUGAUGCAAAUCAAUUCCCGCGAAUAGGUUCAAUGACAGUAUCAACUCUAUCAAGCAGUUCUACUGGACCACGAAUGAGUUGUGGUCAGCCUCGACCUGUGGCAUCAAUUCCUGGCGUGGAUUCCAUUGGACAUAGCGAUACAGAAGAGUUUGAAGAUUAUCCAGGUCCACAAAAAAUAGGAGUGCCAGGUGCUCCUGGUGCAGCAGAUUUAGAAGUAGCACUCCGUAGAUUAACACCUGCAGAAGUUCUUACAAGGCGUGCUUGUCUUAGCACUGGAACAGGAUAUACUUAUGACUAUGAUGCUGGAGUGCAUUCACCUUCCACUUCUGCACCUCAUGGUUGUAGAACUCCAGACAGUAUUAUGUCUACUGGAAGUAGUGGAAAUUUAAGUGGCUAUGGUGGAAAUACUUGGAGAGUUCCUGAGAAGUUACAAAUAGUGAAACCUAUUGAAGGUUCUCAAACUUUACAUCAUUGGACUCGAUUAGCUACACCUACACUAGGUGGUCUUUUAGAAGAACGGCCAGGAGUAAAAACAAGAGGAGGUAAAGGCCUGGAGGAUUUAGGCCUAGUUACUUUCACUUUAAGCGAUCUUGAAGAAGAUGAAGAAUACACUAACCCUGGAAAAGUUUUUCAAGAUACAGGUUCCAUAUAUACAUUCACCAAUAGUACUGUUCUUCAUCCUGAUGAUCACAGAAAUGUCACUCCAAGUAUUGUGGAUAGUACUGCCGAAACAGCACCUAGUAGUGCUUUAAAUUCUGGUAUGAGUACUCCAAGCACGUUAAGCAGAAAAAAUUCAACUUCAACUUCAACAUUUUCAACAACCCUUGGACUUGCAAAAAUGUUAAACGAAAGAGUAGGUAUAAAAGCUGUAUCACCUUCUUCAUUAACGCCGAGUGGAGAGAGGAAUUAUACGCCCACUGCAACACCUUGCAAUAGUCCUGAUGCUAGUCCUCCAGAUAGUCGAUGUAGUACACCAACUCCAGAAGGUAGACUUUCUUUAGGAUUAUUAUCCAGUGGAGCUGAAUUGUUAAAGAGAACAUUCGGUGGAGAAACUCAGGCAAAGAGAAAACGACCCGAAUUAUCCAGAUCAGAUAAAAAAGCUCUUACCAGUAUCCGUUUAGUUGAGAAACUUGAAAGAAUAGGCAUUGACACAAUAAUGGCUUCAACGUAUGGUUCAUCUUUCUCUCCAUUAGUGUUACCAGGAUCUUUAUAUACCAGGCAUGCUACUGUAAGCCCCAUGGCUCAGUUAACUUUCCUGAGAAACUCCAUGAGUGGGAAUCAAGAGAAACUUUCACCUUCUUCCACUGCUAGUGAUUCCUCGACGACAAAACGAAACAUAAUUGACAAAAAACAAGACGAGUCUAUACCAAACAGGGAAUCUAGGCAAAGAAGAACUUGUGCUAGAGCCAUGAGAUCUGAUCUCGGACAGGUUACAUCUGCUGCAGUCCCUGUUACGGCUGCAAAAGAACCUCCUGCGCAAUCCGCUUUGGGAAGUAUUAGCUCGCUGCUGUUUGGACGAAAAGGUGGAUUACUUUGAAACCAUUGUUUAUUGAGUAUUGACUAAAUUAUAAAGGAAAAGCCAGAUAAGUUUUUAACAGAACGUAAUAUGCGAUUGUCGGAGCGGUGAUAAAAUGAAAAAUUUACUUCAUUUCAUCUGUAUCACAGUUGUUUUAUCAAAAAAUGUCGAUAAAAAUCUCUAUUUUAUUCACAAACAUUUCACCAUGUUUUUUUCACAAGAAUACAAAAUUUAAUUUUUAAUGUACCAAAAAAAAAAAAAAAAAAGAAAAGAGAAAGAAAAAGGAACGAAGUUAAAUAUCACACACAAGCUUAUGUGCCAUUAAUUAUGUGUCCUAAUAUUAACCCUUUGCGCUCGAGGACUUUUUCAGUUGGGCGAAGUAGCAAUUCGAGAUGAUUUAGCGCAUAUGUGACACGUGCUAGUGUACUGCUAGUGUAAAAUGAUUUUAUACACUAAUAUACAAAAA